Molecule: messenger RNA, 299 nt
Organism: Meloidogyne enterolobii
Lineage: Eukaryota; Metazoa; Nematoda; Chromadorea; Rhabditida; Meloidogynidae
Source: the annotation of a GenBank genome assembly
AUGAUGAGGAAAGCUAGAUUAAUAUUUACAGCGGUGCCGGAAUCGAAAAAUGGCAGUAAAAAAGAAGAUAAGAAAGAAGAUAAGAAGGAAGGAAAGAAAGAGGAAGAAAAAAAGGAAGAAAAUGAAGAAAAGAUUUCUCAAACAAAGAAAGACCUGACAAAGAAAGAAGAAAAAAUUGAAGUAAAACCUGACGAGAAGAAAGAAACUAAGGAAGAGAAGAAAACUGAAACUGCUAUAAAUAAAACACACAAGUUGAAAUAGAAUAAAUAUAAAAUAAUUAAUAAAAUUUUUCUGAAGUC